Molecule: messenger RNA, 1442 nt
Organism: Dreissena polymorpha
Lineage: Eukaryota; Metazoa; Mollusca; Bivalvia; Myida; Dreissenidae
Product: cornifelin-like
Exons: 4
Coding region: 161-652 (163 amino acids)
Source: RefSeq, a predicted model, not a curated record
CGAUGAGGCACGUACAAGCAUUUCACUCGACACUGCGUGAUUAAAAGCCUAAUGGUUACGAUGCAAGCUUUUACCCUAUUGGCCUUGUGUUUCAGGGUUUUUUAAUUUUCAAACUGGAAUAUAAUUUAAAGAAAUACACAGGCAAACAGAAAUUAAGAAAAUGUUGAAUAACUGCGAUGAGACAGAGAUGGACAGAUUAGAGUUACCUCCCGUUGAUGUAUCACCGCGCGGUGUGGUAACUAGGCAACCGUCGAGCGCGCGUGGGUCAAGGUCGAGCGUUGGUCCGUUUACACCACGUGAAAGGUCAAGACUGACACUGAAGACGGCCGCAAGGGGUCACAGAGAUUGGACCACAGGACUAUCUGAUUGCAAUCGGGAACAUGCUUUUACAAAACUAUACACGUGUCUGUGUCCUUGUCUGAGGCUAUGGGACCUUCUGGAGCGGCUUGGGGAGUCAGGGGCCGCCGCCCUCAUCCCUUGUGCAUGGCCCCUUAUCAGGGUAAAGGUCAGGGGCCUUGGCGGGAUACAGGGAACCAUGCUCGGUGACUGCUGCGCAUGCGUGUUCUGUACCGGAUGUAGCAUAUGUCAAACGUCCCGUGAAAUAGAUCAAAUGAUCGUUCAACCGGAACAAUAUAUACGACCUCUCCAGUAACAGGUUGUUUUAAGAAAAGUCAUAAUAUGAUUCGGAAAGGUUUGCAAACAAUAAUUUUGUAUAAGCAACUUGUUGAUAAUUAUAUACAAAUUAUUGUAUUUCGUUAUACCGUGCUUUAUGUCGAUGCUUCAUCCCGAUAAGACUGUUCUUUUUGCCAAAACAGAACACUUAUUGCAAACAACGUUUGAAUGUUGUUAGGAAUAUUGUAAAAGGCGGACAUAAAACAUACAUUUCGAGAAAAUAAAACUCCUAGUGUUCGAAGAAAAGACACGCGAUACAAAUUUUAUUGUUAUGAACUCACGGUUUUAAGUUGUUGAUAGUUUGUAAUACCUUGGUGUACUUCAUUGACAAAAUAAAAGCAAAUGAUGAGUGAUAUUAAUUAAUUUCGGCUUUGUAUGUAUUCAAUACGAGGCCUAUGUGAAUAAGUCUAAAUUAAUUAUCUCUGCCUCUCUCUAUUAUUAUUAUAAUCAUAACUAUUAUUAUUUCUGUUACUUUUAUUAUUAUUAUUGUUUUUAUUAUUAUCAUUAUUAUUAUGCGAGGGAUCGAUAUGUCUUUAAACAUGUACACAAAUGUUUCGGAUUAGCCCCUCCAUGACGUUGACAAUAGUUAACUCAUCGUUGUUUUGAGUGCGUCAUUUCCUGUUGUUUGCAUAACAUUGCAAUUUCUAAUUAGAUCUUCAUAUUGAAACGUUUCGAAUGGCGAUGUGUGUUUCUCAACCCGAUAUAGAUGUUUAUAAUGUUAAUAAAGAAUACACAUGAGUUGCCAGAAUUUAACACCUUUGAUUAAUAAA